Messenger RNA from Suillus subaureus, 833 nucleotides. RefSeq lists its product as uncharacterized. Gene Ontology annotation, biological process: glycolytic process. The coding region runs from base 235 to 495 and encodes 86 amino acids. The transcript is spliced from 5 exons. Lineage: Eukaryota; Fungi; Basidiomycota; Agaricomycetes; Boletales; Suillaceae. The record is from RefSeq and is a predicted model, not a curated record. Gene Ontology annotation, molecular function: fructose-bisphosphate aldolase activity.
GAGGAGGAAGAGGAGCCCGUUUCAGCAAAUGGCGUGCCCCGAUCCUCUGCAAUUCGUCAUCCCCACCCACUCAGGUUGAUCUCGAAGUCCAGGCUAAAUUCUUGCUCACUGUGCCGCUAUUAGUUAACAAGCUGGUCUGACCAUUGUGGAGCCUGAUGUUGACUUCGCUGAAGACGCGAAACUCAGGAAGAGCAUUGGGGUCCACGUGAGGAUAAUCGGUAUGUUUUAUGCGAGAUGCACUGCAUAUGGCGUACUGCUGGAGGUUCUUCUAUUAAGCCUUCCUUUCCGCAACCCAGCCUCAAGUACUCUUCGCAUUCUACCACGCCAACUGAAGAGAGUGGCUCGGCCACCGCUAUAAUCCUUGCUCGUCCAGUCCCUGUCGCAGUUGAAGGCAUCAUCUUCCUUUCAGGUGGUCUUUCUGACCCUGAUGCAGUGAAGUUGCUCAACGCGGUCAAUAUUGUCGCCAACAAGGUGAUGCUAUGCAGAAGUAGGUGAAGGCUGAUGACGCUGGUGCAAAAUCUGUGUGAGGCCAGGGGUGAAGCUUGGUCGCUCGCGGUGAAAGGCGAAGCUUGAAGCCCAAAAUAUCAGAACUUGUCCGUUUUCAGUCACCUUCCAAAAUAAUAGACGUCUAUGACUCAGGUGCGUUGCAAAAUCACGAUGAGAAAGAAUACCAGAGAUGCUUUUGAGCAGGUUUAUUUUCAUGUCUUGCGCUGUCUUCCAUUCAUCAGUGGCGCUGGCAAUCUCAAACACGGCCUUGAAACAUGCCACAUGUCCGACCAGCACAGCGCUAUUUGUCCAUGUCAGAGUUAAUUGGCGAUGUCCAUUCGCAGGUC